AUGGGCUUUAAAAUCGAAGAGAUAGUGCAUCCCGAUGAGCAGCGCUUUGCGGGACAGUUCGUGUGCAGCGUGUGCUUGUGCAUCAUGAGUGAGCCCAUGCAGACCAUCUGCGACCACGUUUUUUGCAGCGACUGCAUCACUCCGUGCCUGGCCUGCCCCAGCUGCCGCACUCCACUGGCAGCCAAAGACCGGCGACCGUUGCGGGAGUGCAACCGCCCGCUGCUGCGGAUGAUGCACGACCUCAAGGUCUGGUGCCCAUACCACCGGCACAGCAAGGUGGUCAAUGUCGAUGCCGUGGAGGAGGGCACUUUGGCAGGCGAGUCAGCCGGUGGACGCUCGCCCAAGAGGCAGCGCUUGGACGAUUCGGAGUUCUGCAGCUGGGAGGGGAGCUACACUGACCUCCUGGCCUCGCACCUUGCGGAGUGCCAGCUGCACCUGGUGCCGUGCCCCCAGUGCGGGCAGCGGCUGCGGCGCCGGAAGCUGGCGGAGCACGGGCCCAGCUGCCCCAAGAACUUUGAGGAGUGCCCCAUCUGCAGGGACGAGGUGAAGUGCGGAAACAUGCUGGCCCACCGCAAGGAGAAAGCCGAGUUGCACGUGCAGUUGCUGGAGGCCAAGCUGCUUGAUGCUGGAGACGGCGUGGAGGACCUCUGCAAGGAGAUCCGUAACAAGCUGACGGAUUUGCAGUCCGACAGCCAGCGCGCCACCAAGCUGGACCGGGUGCAGGCGGAGCUGAAGCGACACAUGUGCUUGCAGACGGAGUUGCUCAGCAAGACUCUGAAGGACGUGAUGAAGAAGGGCAUGACGCAGAUAUGGGAGAUUGAAGGGGUCCCGAGCCUGCUGCAGAAGUACCCCCGCCGGGGGUCCUUGGAGUCAGAGAAGUUUUGCCUGGGCGCCCAUGGGCCCUUCUUCAUCCAGUUUUACCCGAAUGGGGACGCUCAGUCGCAAGCAGGGAAGUGCGGUCUCUUCCUCUGGGGCCCGGACUCCAUCCUAGUGAAGGCGCGCUGGGCGCUGAACGCUCAAGAGCGGUUCAUCGACUUCGGGCCGGUGAAGACUGGCUGGGGCAGCUCCGACAUGUUCCUGACCCCGUUGGGCUGCAGCACUGUGAAAAUCUCCGUGGAGGUGCUGGAGGUGGUCCGCCACAUGAAGACCAUCAUUUGA
This is a messenger RNA of Effrenium voratum, 1158 nucleotides long. The record is from the annotation of a GenBank genome assembly. Lineage: Eukaryota; Dinophyceae; Suessiales; Symbiodiniaceae.